CUCGAGCAGCAGCAGCAGAGCCAGAGCUGCCUCUGUUUGGAUAAACACUACGCUGGUCCUCUAGCAGGUUUUCUCACGUCCGUCUGUCUCCUGUCAGGACUUGUCAGCGCUCUUCUUGACCGUGCAGCAUAGCAGUAUUAUGCGAGCACCGUCCGGAGUGUGGGAGCACCGUGUGAAGUGAGUUUUCUUGAAUCAUCUAUAUGGGCCAUCUUCUCUCGAAAAAUGGUUAUCGCCUGAAAAAGAAGACACGCAAGUUGCAUCACAGGAAGAAGAAGAAGAGGAACUGCUUUCUGCAGGGGCCUUGCAUGCUGUGCUUCAUCAUCCACAGCAACAGCAACGGUCUUGACGACGACAACGAUCAUUUGGAGACCACUGUCAACGGCAGCGGGUGCCGUCAUAACAGCAUCACUGGAAUCAGUGUUCCAGGUGUUGGAGGAGUUGGCAUUGGAGCGGCAACUGCCUCAAAACUUGCUGAGAGAUACGCAACACUUGCAUCUCCUGAGGACUGCUCAAAGUUUCUGUUAUCAUCUCGAGAGCUGGCUAUUUGGGAGGGCCAGGGUAGGAACCUGUUAUCAGCUGUUCCUGCAAAACUGAUCCCACCACCAGCGUUGUUUCGAACUGCUGGGGUGUCAGUGACUGUACCCAUACCUGUGCCUGUGCCUGGCUGCACCAACGACUACACUGACAUGGUGUGUAAGAGGAAGUGCUCAGAGGUGCAGAGGUGCACCCCCUGUAAGCAGCCACGCUGUGCCUUCGCUGGCCCUGACGCAGGGUUAGAGAGCAGUGGAGUGGGAGGAGACGGAGGAGAGGCCUCUUCAAACUCUGAAACUGGCAACUGUCACCUGCCUCUCUGCCCGAUUCCCUCCUCUUCCUCUGCCUCUUCCUCUGCCUCCUCCUCUUCCUCCUCACCUGCUGACGGCUGCUGUGGGCUGGGUCUCCAUGCUGAUUUGCCACACAGUUCAAACUCGUCCCCCUGCUGCUUGCCUCACUAUGACGAUUGCCAGCCAAGAGCCUCUGAUGCUGCUGAACAUUUAAGUAUCAACCACCUGCCUUCCUCCAUCCUUCUCAAGGUGCUCUCCCACUUAACAGUGAAGGAGCGAUGUCUUUGUGCCUCUCUGGUGUGCAAAUACUGGAGAGACCUUUGCUUGGACUUCCAGUUUUGGAAGCAAAUCGACCUCAGUGGCCUACAGCAAGUAAACGACGAUCUCCUGGUGAAAAUAGCUUCCCGGAGGCAAAAUGUGACUGAGAUAAACAUUUCAGACUGCAGAAGGGUCCACGACCACGGUGUUUCCACUCUAGCGUCCCACUGUCCAGGCCUUCAGAAGUAUACCGCAUACCGCUGCAAACAGCUCGGUGACAUGUCCCUGUCAUCCUUGGCGACGCACUGCCCUCUGCUGGUGAAAGUGCACGUGGGCAACCAGGACAAACUAACCGACGAAGCACUAAAGAAGCUGGGGGAGCACUGUGGUGAACUAAAGGACAUCCACUUGGGUCAGUGCUACAGCAUCACUGACGAGGGCAUGGUGGCCCUGGCCAGAGGGUGCCCUAAACUGCAGAGACUGUAUUUGCAAGAGAACAAACUGGUCACUGACCGGUCUGUACGAGCCGUUGCAGAGCAUUGUCCUGAGCUGCAGUUUGUUGGCUUUAUGGGCUGCCCUGUGACCUCUCAGGGAGUCAUUCAUCUUACUGCGCUACGUAACCUGAGUGUCUUGGACCUGCGGCACAUCUCAGAGCUGAACAACGAGACGGUGAUGGAGGUAGUGAGAAAAUGUCGCAAUCUCAGCUCCCUCAACCUCUGCCUCAACUGGAGCAUCAACGAUAGAUGUGUGGAGAUCAUCGCCAAGGAGGGAAGAAGUCUGAAGGAGCUCUAUCUCGUGUCUUGUAAAAUCACAGACCACGCUCUGAUAGCCAUAGGCCAGUACAGCAGUACCAUAGAGACCGUGGAUGCCGGCUGGUGUAAGGACAUCACAGACCAGGGAGCCACACAGAUAGCUCAGAGCAGCAAGUCCCUCCGCUACCUGGGCCUCAUGAGAUGUGACAAGGUGAACGAGGAGACAGUGGAAAGGCUGGUGGUCCAGUAUCCUCACAUCGUGUUCAGCACCGUGAUGCAGGACUGCAAGAGAACCCUGGAGAGAGCUUACCAAAUGGGCUGGAUCCCCAACACGUCCAACACGUCGUAGCUACUGCUGGAUCGCUAACACACGUUUAGGCAUUUACGUACACACACACACAAACACAUAGCGACACAGAGGCUCUUUUUUUUUUUUUUUUUUUUUUCUUUGUGUACAUACACAACGUUUGUAGCUCGGUCCUGUUUGCUUCUCGGUCACAGAUUGAAACUGCAUGUGAACAUGUAGCUACACACACACUCUCAGAAUUCAUCAGCUCUUUAACUUGAAGCAAAUCUCCCGUUUUCAUCAUAUAGGUCAAAUAUAAGCAUCAGUAUUUUAUAAUUUAAGGAGACGUCUUACAAACUAGUCACACCUUACUGUAUUGAUUUCAUCUUCAGGUAACAGUCACAUUCUUCGACCAGGGAUAUGCAGUUGUUUUAGUGCAAAACCAACAUGUGUUCUUAUCUGUUCUCUAUUAUUUGUGAACGUCCUCCAUUUAGUCUUGAUGCACGAGGAGAAAACCAGACACUUCCAUCUAAAGAAAUGCAUCAAAGUGCGAAGAAUUCAAAGCUGUGACGCCUCGUGUGGACCUCCAAACCUCUGAACCCCAUAUCCGCCAACCAAGGCGUCAUCUGUUACAUGUGAGAUCGCACCAGACCUUUCGGAAACUUUACCCGUCAAGAAGCAGCGUCGGACUACUUCAGCGGUAGAGAUGAUCUCACUUUGACAUUUAGAGAAAUGGGAAACUCCUCUCCUCUCCUUUCCUCUGCUCUCCUUGAUGUUAAAUACAGUAUUAAAGGCAUUUGUGGACUCAUACACGUUGAGAUCGUGGGCUUGGCUCCCAUUUGAAGGACGGAAGUCUUUGCUGUGGCGUCGAGAAGAAGGACGUAGGCGAGAAUCAGUCUAAAGCUUCGGCAUUUGCAUGACAGUAAAAGAACAGCGGUGAUUUUCAUUUUUAAGGUGGAUGUUUACAUUAAGAUGCUCACCUCAUUUCACAUGUGGAGAUGUUACCUUCAUACCAUCUGAAGUAGGAUACAACAUCUGUACACGUUGGGAUGACGCUUCUUUUUUUGACAUUGUGCAUAGUUAUAGGGUUAACUGAGCAUCACCUCAUGUCAGAAUGAAAGGAAACAGCGCUUGAAAUACAAGUUGCCUUUACCCAAAUCCUCUGGAUCACAUGAUGAGAAUAGUAACCACCGUGAUGACAGGUAAGAGGAGACGAUGCCUUAAGCGGUUAGUAGGUAACGCCAUCGAAGUGGCAACUUGAAAAUCAACACAGAAUUUACUAAAGAAAUGUUUAUCUGCUACUAGUUUAUCAAAUACAUUUUUCUCUUUAUUUGAUCUGAUAUAUACAUCUAUCUAUAUAUAUAAAUACUGUGUGAUUUACUUAGCCUAAUAUUGAUUUUGAGCGUAUACAUGUAACAAUAGCUAUGUAGCAAAGCAAUGAGGGAUUUAUCUUUCAAAGUGGUCUAAGUUGUAAAGAAAACAUUGCGGAGGCAUACUGUAUAACCAGGGCCAGUAGAAGUUGAUAGAUCGGUCAUUUUUCAUCUAUUCUAUAGAAACUCAGUAGUGUACAGUUGAAAAUGCAAAUAACCAGGGUAUUUUUCUAUGGUGUGAACCAGCUCUUGGCUCAGCCUCCACACAAACUGUCACUCAGAUAUUGAACAAUAGCUUGCUGAGCUUAGGAUUUGAGUAGAACUGUAAACUUUCUACACUAUAUAGAGAUUUCAGACAAUUAAAAACACGUUCAUUUUACUCUUGUCAAGAUUUGUAGACUUAACCGGCGGAGAGUUUCUCCCUCGGCCUGUUUUUUUUGUUCUGUUUCUGUUCUUUUGUAAUCCCCAUAUGCACUUUCUUCUCUGCUAGAUGUUGACACACUUGAUUCCUGAUUUGUUAAGGCAACCGUAAAUGACUGGAUUUACAUAAAGAUGAAUAAAACACUACUACUUCAA
Molecule: messenger RNA, 4063 nt
Organism: Sphaeramia orbicularis (orbiculate cardinalfish)
Lineage: Eukaryota; Metazoa; Chordata; Actinopteri; Kurtiformes; Apogonidae
Gene: fbxl17
Product: F-box and leucine-rich repeat protein 17
Exons: 11
Coding region: 201-2180 (659 amino acids)
Cellular component (GO): cytoplasm
Molecular function (GO): protein binding
Source: RefSeq, a predicted model, not a curated record